AUGUCCUCAGCACCAACAAAUCAAAGGCCUGAGCCUGAACAAAUUUCAGAUUACUCCUCAGACCAAGAUGUCCAUUCAGAAAAUGAUAUAUUCAAUGAGAAACCCGAGUUGACUAAAGCUGUCAUCAAGAAUUAUUUUGCAACGAGAUUUACUACGUUAUUCGAUUUCCCCAUCUAUCAUUCAGAAUACAGGUGGUAUGAGCUUUUGAAUCCUAUCCCUGGUUUGAGAGAAAUGACAUUGAGAGAUUGGAACUACUACGGAUUGGGAUGGUUUGGUUGGGUUUUGGACGCCAUGGACUUCUUUUGUGUUUCUGUUGCCUUGCCAGAGAUCGCAAAGACAUUGAAUUCAACGGUUAAGGAAAUCUCUUGGGGUGUGACUUUGGUGUUGAUGCUUAGAGCUAUUGGUGCUAUUGCAUUCGGUAUAGCUUCUGACAAGUUCGGUAGGAAGAAGUGUUAUAUUGCCAUUUGUAUUAUGUUCACAGUUGUUGAAAUUGGAACCGGGUUUGUCCAAACUUAUGAGCAAUUCCUUGGAGUACGUGCAAUCUUUGGUAUCUUAAUGGGUAGUAUGUUGCCGGUUUGUAUGGUGACUGCAAUGGAGAGUCAGCCAUUACGUGCAAGAAGUAUUUUAUCAGGAUUGUUUUCACCAGGUUACAGUGCAGGUUACAUUUUUGCUUUGGUAUUUUACAAAGCUUUGGCAAAUACUUACAAACCAGGAGAAGGUUGGAGAGUCUUGUUUUGGUUCAGUGGUGCUUUGAGUAUCCUUUUGAUUAUUUGGAGGUUGUUGGUUCCUGAAUCAUAUGAGUUUUUGGAAAUGCAAGAAAAGAAGAAUAAAAUCAAAGCUGAAAACAAGAAAACUGGUUUCCACAAAUAUUUCAACACUACAAUUGUACAUACUUUGAAAUCGGAGUGGUUGUUGUUUUCAUACCUUUGCCUUGCAUAUGCCGGUUGGAAUUUCAUGGCUCAUGGAACACACGACUUGUAUGUUACUAUGUUGUCAGUUCAAUUUGGAGUCAACAUCACCGACAGAACUAUGAUUGUUGCUUUAUCUAAUUUUAGUGGUCUUGUUGGUGGUGCAUUUGCUGGACCUAUUUCUGAAAUUUUCGGAAGACGUUUCUGUGCAAUCGUUGGUGCAAUCGGUUGUGGUGCGUUAUCUUAUCCGUCGUUCUUCAAUGCUGACAAGAAUUGGCCAGCAUACCUUGUGUUGAUCGGAUUCAUGAACAUUUCUUGGGGUGUAUCAUCAGCUUUUGCGUUAGAGUUGGUCAACAAGGCUCAUAGAACAUUGUUGGUUGGAUUGUCGUAUCAAAUAGGUAACUUGAUCAGUGCUGGUAGUGCUACCAUUCAGGCUCGUCUUGGUGAAAACUACCCAAUUCCAGGUGCUGCUCCUGGUGUUUUCGAUUAUGCUAAAGUUAUGUGUAUAUUCUGUGGUGCCGUGUUCGCAUACAUGGUUCUCAUCUUGGUUGUGGGUCCAGAGAAGUUCCACAGAAAUUUGCGAAUUAAUCCGAAAGAGGUUGCCGCAGUUCGUGAACUUGAAAAUGGCGUGGAGGAGCUGGACACAACUAGCAGCGAGAAGAGAAAGUAG
Lodderomyces parapsilosis is the source of this 1578-nucleotide messenger RNA. RefSeq lists its product as uncharacterized. NCBI's taxonomy places the organism in Eukaryota, Fungi, Ascomycota, Pichiomycetes, Serinales, Debaryomycetaceae. Gene Ontology annotation, cellular component: plasma membrane. The record is from RefSeq and is a predicted model, not a curated record. Gene Ontology annotation, biological process: plasma membrane lactate transport. Bases 1 to 1578 code for a protein of 525 amino acids. Gene Ontology annotation, molecular function: secondary active monocarboxylate transmembrane transporter activity. The transcript has a single exon.